Molecule: messenger RNA, 1562 nt
Organism: Phaedon cochleariae (mustard beetle)
Lineage: Eukaryota; Metazoa; Arthropoda; Insecta; Coleoptera; Chrysomelidae
Source: the annotation of a GenBank genome assembly
GAAUAAAAAUUGACACGAGUGUGACAUACCUAUCAGUUAUACGUUGUUUUCGAAAUCAUUAGUGAAUUGACUCAUUAUAUCCCUGUAUCCCUCGCAAAAUUAAAGGAAUUCGAAUAAAAAUGACUUGUGCUCGUUGUGGGUGUGGAGUUUAUGAAGCCGAAAAUCAAAUAACUUUGAAUAAAAUAUGGCACAAAUGUUGCUUCUGCUGUCGCAACUGCAACACAAAAUUGGACAAAUGUACGGCGAAAAUUUUCCAAGGUGAAAUAUACUGCCAAUGUUGCUAUGAAAAUAUUGUUGAAGAUUUGGAAAAAUUAUCUCCAACACCCUAUUGCAGGCCUUGUCGAGUAGUGUCCUCUCCUAGUUGUAUAUGUUUGAGAAAGGAAGAUAAUCGUGAAAACAUUCCAUCUUUCGAUUAUUGUAAAAAGUACAAUAUUUGCUUCCAACCAGAAGAGAAUAAGGCCAGAAGAACAAAGACUUCCCAGUCUUGUAGUUGCUUGAUAGACAUCAAGAAAAAUAAUCAGUCUUAUUGCUUUGCAUUUCCAAUCCCAAGAGAAGUUGCUAAUUAUUAUAACAGAGCUAACAUGAGAAAAAAUAAAGGCCAGUAUAGUAAAGCGCCCAACUGUUGUCCCAAGGACGACCCCUUCCACACCCCCAGACGUACCACACGCAUAAGGGUGCGCGACAUCUCCCCGCCGCAAAGAAAGUGCCCCUCGCCCCCCAGACGCCGCAGCCCCUCGCCCAAGCCACGCAGGCGCUGCUGCUGCAGCCGCUGCCGGCCGCCGGCCGCCUCGCCGCCGCCAUCUUGUCCCGCCGACCGUCCGCCAUCUUGUUCCGCCGGCUGUAAGGUAUCUUAUUCUGCCGACCAGCCGCCAUCUUGUCCGCCGUGUCGGCCGCCAUCUUGUCCGCCGUGUCGACCGCCGCCUUGUCCGAAUGCGCCGUGUUGCACUUGUUGCAUGCCGAAGCCUUCCAGUAGGUGUCGGUCACCUCCGAGAAGACAUCCAUCACCGCCGAGAAGAUGCCCGCCCGCCCCCUGUCCCGAACCAUACUCCUGCCCCCCUGACCCCUGCUCCUGCAGCAAGCGGCAGCAGGACUGCCCCCCCAAAAAACCGCAGCAGUGCUGCUGCAACGACGGCGCUGCGGCGCGCGACUCUUCCCGACAGGCUGACUGCGCAGGCGUGUGCUGCUGCAAGGAGAAGACGGCCAAGUACUGCGUGUGCGGCAGGCAGAAUCCCUGCAACUGCAAGAUGAGCCAGAUCAGGGCGGUUUGUACGUCGGUGUGCAUGAGGUGUGGACAUAAAGUUUAUGCAGCUGAGAAGAUAUCCGUUUCUAGUGGUCCUUAUCACAACAGUUGUUUCUCCUGUUACUGUUGUCAUAAAUUGCUCGAUGUUAGGAACGUCUAUGAGAACUGUGACGAAAUUUAUUGUAAAAAUUGUUACAACAACUUUUUUGGAAUAUCAUAUUAUGGCUACGGUUCUUCCCAGUACUGCUAGCUCAUACUCCAAGUAUUUAUUUCUUCAUAAGUAUUUAUCGUUUUGUUCUGUCCAUGAAAUAUAAACUCCUUC